Owenia fusiformis is the source of this 1032-nucleotide messenger RNA. NCBI's taxonomy places the organism in Eukaryota, Metazoa, Annelida, Polychaeta, Sabellida, Oweniidae. The record is from the annotation of a GenBank genome assembly.
AAAACAAAGUCAUUUUAUUGGAUGGUACAUGUACAAUGACUCAGCCGAUCACCACAAGAAAGCCAGCCACCAGAAGCAGUACGGGGUCGCUACCACUCCCUGGAAAUAAAUACUACAUGAAAACAACAUCACGACGUUCCAAAACUGGCCCCCGUAGACGAACCUCGAGAAAAUUGCAAAGGUUGCAGCACCCUAAUGCUAUUGAUCCCUUAACAUUGCCAAGUUGUAAACCAUGUUGUCGGAGAGAAUCGCAACAAUGCGCAAGCGACAUUAACAGAAGAAUGGUGCUUCGAAAACGGCAACCCCGCAAAGAUAAAUUAAAGAAACUUUCACAAAGGAAGUCAAAGAGUAAAGCCAGGAAUAUAGAUGAGACAACACAAUCCCAAAUCAGAGACACUUAUACGAUGAUUUCCAAAAGAAAUUCAUGUAACGAAGGAUUUUGGAGCAGGUGUGAGCUGAAAACGGGUCAGAACAGAAAGUUGUUCGAGAUUAGUAAUCUCUUGAACGAUAUGAGUGAAGCAGUUAUGCUGCAACAAAUAAUACAGGGACUGUAUAAAAGAAUAUGGGACGGCAAGAGCAACUACUUUGAGAAAGGUAUAGUCGACCCGGUGCAGCUGGGACAUGAACUGAAAAUGAGGCUGGCACCUGUAAGCAAUAUACUUGUAGAGAGCGUUGACGCUGAUCGCGUGUGUACAUUUGAAGAAUACUCGCCAAACGUAAGAGAAGUUCCACAAUUGGACAUUGACGUUGAAGAACAAGAUUUUGAUAUUAUUUGUUUCAUGAAGUUGUAUACGUAAACACAAAACUUUUCUUGUAUAUUUUAUUCACCAUUUAUUAUAUCACAGUGGAUAUCAUAAACAUCAUUUACUGAUUAAUACCCAUCAUCAAUCGGUAAGAUAUUAAUAAAGUCAAAAUAUUUUCCAUAUUCUUGACUCACAAUUCUUUUCUAUAGUUUUGUUAAACUUCAUGAAACUUUUAAAUGUUUAUAAAAAUGUAAGAUGCGUUUGACGAUGAUGAAUCACUAAGAGUACC